AUGUUGUCCAGCUUAAGGUCUGGAGUGAAGGGCUUGUGGAGGACAUCAGCUAGAAGUCUUCAAACAACAGCAAAUUUGCAGCAUGAUAGCUUAUUUGUGCACCGUGACACACCGGAGGACAACCCUAGUAUACCAUUUGAAUUUACUCCGGAAAACCAAAAGCGAGCCGAUGCUCUCCUAGAAAUUUAUCCCGAAGGCCACAAGAGGGCAGCAAUGAUCCCGCUUUUGGAUCUUGCUCAGCGUCAGAAUGGUGGUUGGCUCCCAAUAUCAGCCAUGCAUAAGGUUGCUGAACUAUUGAACCUACCUCGUAUGAGAGUGUAUGAAGUUGCCACCUUUUACACCAUGUUUAUAAGGCGUCCAAUUGGUAAAUAUCAUAUUCAAGUGUGCACGACUACACCAUGUUGGUUAAGGGGUUCGGAUAUAGUGUUGAAUGCUAUCAAGGAAGCCACUGGCUGUGAGGUUGGAGGAAACAGUCCUUGUGGAAAGUUUUCUAUAUCAGAGGUUGAAUGUCUCGGUGCAUGUGUCAAUGCACCCAUGAUCCAAGUCAAUGACGAUUACUAUGAAGACUUGACAGUUGAAGACUCAAAGGAAAUCAUUAACAAACUUAAGAAGGAUGAGAAACCAAAACCUGGGCCGAGAUCUGGCCGAUAUGCUUCUGAACCCCUCGGAGGUUUGACCUCACUCACUGAACCACCAACUGGACCUGGCUUUGGAUUGCAGGAUUCACUUAAAUAA
Messenger RNA from Danaus chrysippus (African queen), 735 nucleotides. The record is from the annotation of a GenBank genome assembly. Lineage: Eukaryota; Metazoa; Arthropoda; Insecta; Lepidoptera; Nymphalidae.